CCCAGGGCGGCCACAGUGCGCCCGACCGCUCGCUAGCUGGGCCGCCACCUGCUGCUGCCCGCCCGCCUGCGCCGCGACAUGGCUGGCAAAGCACACAGGCUGAGCGCUGAGGAGCGGGACCAGCUGCUGCCAAACCUGCGGGCCGUGGGGUGGAACGAGCUGGAGGGCCGCGACGCCAUCUUCAAGCAGUUCCACUUCAAAGACUUCAACAGGGCUUUUGGGUUCAUGACAAGAGUGGCCCUGCAGGCUGAGAAACUGGACCACCAUCCUGAAUGGUUUAACGUGUACAACAAGGUCCACAUCACCCUGAGCACCCAUGAGUGUGCAGGCCUCUCAGAGCGGGACAUAAACCUGGCCAGUUUCAUCGAACAAGUAGCAGUGUCCAUGACAUAGACCCUGUCCUUUGAAUUCCGUGGCAGGGAGGGGACGGAGGAGCCCUGGGCCCCAAGCCCCUGUGCCUGCGUCGUAGGGGUGAGUCCCUGCAUCUGCGACCCCUGGAACUGGGACCUUUCCCCUGUGCCACUCUUCGCCUUGGGGCUAUUGUGUUACACUAAUUUGAAUAAGCUCUCCCCUUUCUUUGAUAACUUUCCUGUAACAGUAACGAUUUCCUAACAGGCUGUCUAGUUUCCUUUCAAACUCAUUUCCCAAGAAGCUAUGGUAUAAGGUGAAAUAAAGUCUUCUCUUAGAACCCAGGACCCCAAAGUAAACCUCAGCCUACGCCAUGGAAGCACAUGAGCUUUAAUGCCUCAAAUAAAACUACUGUAUCCCUUGG
Messenger RNA from Lepus europaeus (European hare), 772 nucleotides. It is a transcript of the gene PCBD1, whose product is annotated as pterin-4 alpha-carbinolamine dehydratase 1. Gene Ontology annotation, biological process: tetrahydrobiopterin biosynthetic process. The coding region runs from base 79 to 393 and encodes 104 amino acids. The transcript has 4 exons. Lineage: Eukaryota; Metazoa; Chordata; Mammalia; Lagomorpha; Leporidae. The record is from RefSeq and is a predicted model, not a curated record. Gene Ontology annotation, molecular function: 4-alpha-hydroxytetrahydrobiopterin dehydratase activity.